AUGCAACGGGGGUGGUGGCUCGUCAGAUGGCUGGGGACAGGAAUGGCAAUCCUCUCUUUGCUAACCCACAGCUGGGGCCAGGACACAGAAGAGUGUAAGCUGUCCAGACCAGGGCCCCCUGCAACCAUAGUGACCAUUGAUGAGGAGAGUCCCAAUGGUACAGUUUUAGUGGAAAACAUGCAGAUAAAUGGCCGUGCCCAAGACCCAGGCAGAACAAUAUCACUGACGUUGCUGGACAACUAUGACUACUGGGUGAUACUGGAACCAGCACGACAGAGACUCUACCUAAACAGCACUGGACGCGUCCUGGACAGAGAUCCCCCGAACUACAUCACCACAAUUGUAGUGCAGGUCCAGUGCACCAAUGAGCUGGUUGGCACUGUCAUUUUCCAUGAAGUACGGAUUGUUGUGAGGGACAUGAAUGACAACACCCCUCGCUUUCAGCAGCCUCGUUACUAUGUUGCAGUAAACGAGCUCACACCAGUUGGAACGACCAUUUUCACUGGCUUCUCAGGAAAUAAUGGCGCUACGGACAUUGACGAUGGACCCAAUGGACAUAUAGAAUACAGCAUCCUUUACAACCCCAAUGACCCGGCCUCUAACAGAACAGUGAGUGUCGCAAACACCCUUUCAGGACACAUUACUCUGGCGGAGAGGCUAAACUAUGAGGAAAGAACUCGCUACCUGGUUUUGGUCCAAGCCAAUGACCGUGCUCCAUACCCCCCCAACAGGCGAACAGCUACCACAACUCUGACUGUGGACGUUCUGGAUGGAGACGACCUGGGCCCCAUGUUCCUGCCUUGUGUUUUGGUGAACAACACCCGUGACUGCAAUCCCCUCACCUACAGUGUUGCUAUCCCUGAAUUCACUGAACCGAGCAAACUGAACCCACUGAAUGUGACCCCUCCAAUCCGGGCCGUGGACAUGGACAGAAACAUACAGCCGCCAUCAGACAGGCCUGGCAUUCUUUACUACAUCCUGGUUGGUCAUCCAGUCACAUACUCAAAGUAUUUCACCCUGAACAGAACCACUGCAGAGCUGCGUGUUCUGCAGCCUAUUAGCAGGGACUUGUAUCAAAGGUUCACGCUCAUCAUCAAGGCUGAGCAGGACAACGGUCACCCCCUCCCAGCAUAUGCUGACCUCAUUAUCGAGAUCCUGGAUGAGAACAACCAGGCACCAUAUUUCCAGUUUGCCACCUAUCAGGGCUACGUGAGUGAGUCCUCCCCAGUGGGUACGACUAUCUCAGUCAGCGCCAACCUUACUGCCCCCCUGGGAAUCAUCGCUUUGGAUAAUGACAUUGAGGAGACGAAAGACCCCAUGGUGAAGAUUACCUUGGAUGACUACACUACGAUCUUCAGCCUGACCCCAACUGGGAUAAUACGCUACCUGAAGCUCCUCAAUCCUGUGGAUCGGGAGAAGCAGAUGGCUUAUACUUUCACGAUGGUGGCAUCAGAUGGCGUCCAGCAGAGUAGCCCAGUAACUGUCAACAUACUUGUCAUUGAUGCCAAUGACAAUACACCCACGUUUGCAAAGGUCUCCUACAGCGUUGAAGUCUUCACAGACAUGCAGCCAGGAGAGACGGUACUACAGUUAACAGCAGCAGAUGCUGAUGAGGGACUGAAUGGUCUGGUGACCUAUGAGAUACUGGCUGGGGCCCAAGGACACUUUGUCAUUAGUAAUCGCACUGGACGCAUCACAGUGGCGCCUGGUGUCACUUUAACCGUGGGACGAUCUUAUGCACUGACUGUCAAGGCAUCUGACAAUGCACCAGAGAUCCAGAGAAGGAGCUCCAUCACUACAGUGUACAUUGAGGUUUUGCCACCCAACAACCAGAGUCCCCCACGGUUCCCUCUCCUCACCUAUGGCCUGGAAAUCAGUGAGGCCAUGAGGAUAGGAGCUAUUCUGCUCAAUCUGCAGGCCACAGACAGAGAAAACGACCCGAUCACGUACCGCAUUGUGAGUGGGGAUUCCCAGAAGGUCUUCAACCUCUCCGAAACGAUUGGCCUUCUACUUCUGGGAAAGCCUCUGGACAGAGAGACCACAGAUCAGUACCUUCUGAUUGUCACAGCCUCCGACGGCAACCCUGGAGGGACGUCCACUGCCACUGUGAACAUAGUCGUCACUGAUGUCAAUGAUAACGAUCCUAAGUUUGACCUCACCCUACCUACUAAUUUUACUGUCCAAGAAGAAGAGGCCAAUUUGUUUGUAGGACAAGUCAGGGCCACAGAUCCAGAUGCAGGGGCUAAUGGCCAGGUGCGCUACCGGAUUGUGAAUCAUCCGGACUUGUUUCUAAUCAGUGCUAACGGCAGCAUCUACACAAGAGUGCCCCUUGACCGGGAGCUUAGGGGCCAAUAUGACUUGGUGGUAGAGGCUUCAGAUGGGGCCGUGGAUCCACGGAGGACCACCUUGACCCUCUCUGUCCUGGUCACAGAUAUCAAUGACAACAGCCCAGUCUUCUCCCAGGAAACUUAUGUGGUGAAUGUACCUGAGAACAGCCCUGUGGGAACUUUGGUCCUGAAGCUAAGCGCGGUGGACUCAGACCUCUUCUCCAAUGUCACAUAUCGGAUCAAGACUGAAUCGGCCAGACAGCUGUUUUCUCUGAACCCUGUCACAGGGGAGUUAACUGUGCUGCAGACCCUGGACUUUGAGGACCUGGCAGCUAUGGGCAUGGGGGCCUCUCACACUUUCCAGGUGGAAGCUGUAGACCAAGGAGGAAUCAUGCCCCCAGGGCAAGCUACCGUCACAGUCCGCAUCACGGACAUGAAUGACUUCUCCCCCGUGUUUAUCCAAGACCUGUAUAGGGGCAUGGUGGCACCUAAUGCAGAGAAAGGAACAGUCAUCACAACUGUUUUUGCUGAGGACCAAGACCCUCCAGGUACUCCGGCUAGUUUUGUCCGCUACAGAGUGGACCUGGCCAGGUCACCUUACAGUGGGAGCAUCUUUGAUGUGGAAGAGGAAACUGGAAGAAUCAUCACUAAGGUCAACCUCAAUGAAGAGCCCAGUGUCACUUUUAAGUUGUUUGUGAUAGCCUAUGAUGAUGGGGAGCCAGUGAAGUCGAACAGUACUUUGGUGGAGAUCACUGUCCUCCAGCCUUCACGCAUCCCAAUCUUCACCCAAGAGGAGUACAGGUAUCCUCCAGUUAGUGAGCUGGCUCCAGUUCGCACACCAGUGGGGACUAUUCUAGCAGCUGCUAUCAAUCAAACCAUCUUCUACUCCAUUGUUGCAGGAAAUGAACUAGGUCAUUUUCAGGUGAACAACAGGACAGGCGUCAUCUCCACAGCUAAACCUCUGGAUUAUGAAAACGUGACCACCUACGUCCUCCGGGUCCAGGCAGACUCUAUGGUGGUUGUCAUGUCCAACCUACGUGUGCCUUCUAAAACUAACACAGCCAAGGUGUUCAUUGACGUGCAGGAUGAGAAUGACCACCCUCCCGUCUUCUCCAGGAUUCUCUACAUAGGUGGCGUAACAGAGGACACCAAGAUCUUCAGCUCUGUGCUCAAGAUAGUGGCCACUGAUAAGGACACUGGGAAUUACAGUAAGAUGGCAUACCGCCUGAUUAUCCCACCCACACCAGAGGGCAAGGACAGCUUCGUCAUCGAGACCUACACAGGUAUCAUCAAAUCGGCCAUGAUGUUCCGAAACAUGCGCAGGUCCUACUUCAAGUUUGAAGUAAUUGCCACAGACAACUAUGGAAAAGGUCUCAGCAGCAGUGCCCAAGUGGUGGUUUCUGUGGUCAACGCAUUGGAUAUGCAAGUUGUUGUGUCCACUGUCCCACCCACCUUAGUGGAGGAGAAAAGGGAGGAGCUCAUUAGUAUUCUGGAGCGCCACGUCCAGGACCAGAUCCCGGGUGCCAAGGUGAUUGUCGAGUCCAUCGGGCCACGUCGUCAUGGCGAUGGCUUUGAGCUAGAAGACUACAGCAAGUCGGACCUGAUGGUGUACGCUAUUGACCCGCUCACGAACAGAGCCAUUGCGCCCAAGGAGCUCUUCAAAUUUCUGGAUGGGAAUGUGCUGGAAAUCAACAAGGAGUUCCAGCCACACCUGGGCGAGGGUGGUCGCAUCCUCGAGAUUCGCUCUCCAGACAUUGUGGCCAGUGUAAAGAAGGCGGCCCAGGCGGUGGGCUACACAGAGGGAGCUCUCCUGGCCCUGGCCAUCAUCAUCAUCCUCUGCUGCAUCCCCGCAAUUCUCAUUGUGAUGGUCACCUACAAACAGUUCAAAGAGCGACAGGCAGAGUGUGCCAAAACUGCCAGGAUUCAGAUGGCUUUACCACCAGGAGGGAAAGCACCUCCAGCGGGUGCUCCCACUGCUAACCUCUAUGAAGAACUGGGCGACAGCAGCAUCAGGCGAGGCAGACAGGAACUCUCCAUGGAGUCAGGUAUCGAUCCAGGCCAGGACUACUACACGCAGGACUACUAUAAUUACGACCAAGGGUAUGACCUUCCUCAGUACGGCAGUCGGAGGAGGCUAAUUACUCCCAUGUAUGAUGAAUAUGGAGAGGUGAUCAUGGAGGAUGAUGGGUAUUACUACAGUCCUCAUGGCCCUGAGCCUGGGAAAAAGAAGCGGAUUAAGUUGGUGGUAGAUCGGGAGAAUGAGACCAGCUCCACAGGAGAGGAGAGCACCACAGAGACCCAGCGGAACAGGUUACCCAACAGCCACAGCAACAUCAACGGGAACAUCUACCUCGCACAGAAUGGCACUAUCGUCCGAACUAGGCGGCCACCCCACCCAAACAACUUGAAAAUAGGCUCUCCGUGCCGGCUCGGUAAGCAUUUUAAAAAACUUGACAAGUUGGGUGUGACUCAUGAAGAACCCCCUCCAAUUAUUAGCAUUGAGGGCACAGGAAACAACACAGAAAAUGGAACAGGUACAUGUGUUCCCUCUAAUGUGGACGUCAACCUCAACACUCGGUCCUCUUGUGGCUCCCUGGGAUCCACCAUCACAGAUCUUAGAAGUUUUGGGUCCAAAACCAAUAUUGCCAAGACUUUGAUUGACAGAAACAGCAGUGGCUCAUGUGUCAACGAGGAGCAAGAGACUUCUGUUGACAACCACAAGGACAGUAGGGAGACACUGGAGUCCCACAGUGACCACACAUUAUCAGACGAGGAGGAGUUAUGGAUGGGACCCUGGAACAGCCUGCACAUACCAAUGACAAAACUCUGACUGGCCAUGCAGAAAAUUAAUUUCCUUUUUGUUAUGUUCCAAUCUUUAUCAUGUUGCUUUUGUUUAGAAAAUGAUCAUAAAAAAAUGAUUGUGCCUCAACUGGAUAAGCUCUGAUCACUGUCCAUGACAGGUGAUUUAUUUAACCAUGAUAUGUUAAAGCUUACUUGUACCGAGAAUUUAUCACCGACAGGGCUAUUACAGUUGGGAACAUAGAGCUGCAAGGCAAUGAGUGCCUCAAAGAAAUAUGAAAUUUUAUGUGCACCGUGCUUGUCUGUAAUUUUAACUCUUUAUUCAACACAGAAGACGGGCCUCUUUUAUUGAGUGAUUCCAUGUUUUGCUUUCUUUUCUCAGCUUCAGUUUGUUUGUUUUUUAAUCUCGAAAACAGAUCACACAGAGAUUGUCAUUCAUUUCACUAUGAUGUUAAAAAUAUUUACAGAGAAAUCACAGUGAACAUAUGAAGAAAUUGUGAUUAUAUAGUCUAUGAUGAAGUAAAAGAAAUUUAUUUUGCUAAUAGCAUUUUACUUGCAAAUAAUUAAGAUUGUCAUUGAUUAUUUUAUGUUGUGAUCACUUGACAAUGUUUUUGAAAAUU
Morone saxatilis (striped sea-bass) is the source of this 5746-nucleotide messenger RNA. It is a transcript of the gene pcdh15a, whose product is annotated as protocadherin-related 15a. The coding region runs from base 1 to 5157 and encodes 1718 amino acids. Gene Ontology annotation, cellular component: catenin complex; stereocilium; plasma membrane. The record is from RefSeq and is a predicted model, not a curated record. Gene Ontology annotation, biological process: inner ear development; homophilic cell-cell adhesion; sensory perception of sound. Gene Ontology annotation, molecular function: cadherin binding; calcium ion binding. NCBI's taxonomy places the organism in Eukaryota, Metazoa, Chordata, Actinopteri, Moronidae. The transcript is spliced from 35 exons.